Molecule: messenger RNA, 1922 nt
Organism: Dioscorea cayenensis subsp. rotundata (Guinea yam)
Lineage: Eukaryota; Viridiplantae; Streptophyta; Magnoliopsida; Dioscoreales; Dioscoreaceae
Product: ankyrin repeat-containing protein At2g01680
Exons: 3
Coding region: 195-1757 (520 amino acids)
Cellular component (GO): plasma membrane
Molecular function (GO): protein phosphatase regulator activity; protein phosphatase 1 binding
Source: RefSeq, a predicted model, not a curated record
AUUCAUCACUCUUCCAUCAACCUCACAAGGUCCUUUCAAAGCGACCUCUUCAUCAUCAUCAUCAUCUUCUUCUUCUUCUUCUUCUUCUUCUUCUUCUUCUCAUUCCCAACACUCAAUCAUCUCUCCAUGCUUUCCUCUGCCAUGAUUUUUCAAUAGGAAGGGCUUCUCUUGUUGUUAUUGGUAUUGACUUUCGGAUGGAUGUGAGGCUGAGAUCCGCGCAGGGGCUCUUCACCGCCGUGCGAGCUGGGGACAUCGAGGAAGUCCGCCGCAUCGUUGAGGGCGCUGAUGGAGGUGGUGGAGCGGCGCUCAUGGCUGCGCAGACGGAGGCUGGAGAGACAGCGCUUUAUAUAGCUGCGGAGAAUAACUUCGGCGCUUUGGUCUCUUAUUUGGUUGGGUUUUGCGAUGAUGAGACGGCGAAGAUGCGUUCGCGGCUUGAUUUGGAUGCUUUGCAGGUUGCUGCUAAGCAUGGCCAUGCUGGGGUUGUGAAGGAACUUCUGCAGCUAUGGCCUUCACUCUGCAAAUCAUGUGAUUCAUCAAACACAAGUCCCCUGUAUUCAGCUGCAGUUAAGGGUCACUUGGAUGUGGUGAAUGCCAUAUUGGAUGUUGAUGAUAGUACAAUAAGGAUUGUGAGAAAAAAUGGAAAGACUUCACUUCACAUGGCUGCAAGGAAUGGUCUUCUUGAAAUUGUCAAGGUUCUUUUGGAGAGGGAUCCUGGAGUUGUUUCUAUCAUUGAUAAGAAAGGCCAAACUGCACUUCAUAUGGCAGUAAAAGGCCAGAAUCCUGAUGUUGUAGAGGAGAUGUUGGUCACUGAUCUUUCAAUACUCAAUAUACGUGAUAAGAAGGGAAAUACAGCGUUGCAUAUAGCCACCAGAAAAUGGCGGCCACAGAUGGUACGUCUUCUACUGAGUUAUGAAUCUAUUGAAGUGAAUAUUAUUAACAAUCAGAAAGAAACUGCUCUGGACUUAGUAGAGAAAAUCCCGUACGGUGAAUCCCAAAUGGACAUUGUCGAAAGCCUUUCAGAAGCCGGUGCUAAGAAGGCAAGGCAUGUCGGCCAACAUGAUGAAGCAUCAGAACUGAGACGAACUGUGAGUGACAUAAAACAUGGUGUCCAAAACCAACUCAUUCAAAAUGCGAAAACCAACAAACGAGUGUCAGGCAUCGCCAAGGAGCUCAGGAAACUACACAGAGAAGCUGUGCAGAACACAAUCAAUUCCGUGACAGUCGUCGCUGUCCUCAUUGCCUCGAUCGCUUUCAUGGCCAUUUUCAACCUUCCAGGGCAAUACUUUCAGGAUGGUCCAGAUGUCGGCAAGGCUAACAUUGCUGACAAAAUGGGGUUCCGAGUGUUCUGCCUUCUCAACGCAUUUGCUCUGUUCAUAUCCCUGGCGGUUGUCGUCGUUCAAAUUACGCUCGUGGCAUGGGAGACGGGAGCUCAAAAGCGCGUGGUCUCUGUUGUGAACAAGCUCAUGUGGUCGGCCUGCGUUAGCACAUGCGGGGCUUUCCUUGCAUUAGCAUUUGUCGUCGUAGGAAGGCAAGCAUCAUGGAUGGCUUUCACCAUAAUGGUCGUCGGAGUGCCAAUAAUGCUAGGAACUCUAGUGAUCAUGAUGUAUCUUGUUCUUCGCCGUCGUUUCAAGUUCGGUGAUGAUUCACAGAGACGAAUAAAGAGGACGAGCGGCAGCAAAUCCUUCUCAUGGUCUCAUUAUUCAGCUUAUUCCGAUCCCGACGCCUUCUCCGACCAUGAUAAGAUAUAUGCAUUGUAAGUUCAUCAUAUGUCUGUAUAUACUCUGCUUGGAUGUACAUAUCUAUUGAACCUGUUUUUAGGUCCAGUUUUGGUAUAAAUGUCACUGGUUUUGAGGCUACCGUAUUGUAAGUUGUUGGAUAAACAUCAUGUGGCAAUAAAGAUAUAAGGUCGGGAUUAGAAUUUA